GAACACGAUUCCGAAAUGAUUUUAGAAAGCAAAAAAAAAGUAAAAAUAAAAAUAAAAAUCUGUUUUUUAAGAAGCAAAUUAUUUUUGUUUCGGAAAUUAACCUAUGCUUCUAGAGCAGCUGAAGCAAAAGAAGCAAGAAUAAGCGGAAGCACUUGGACAUCAGGUUGCUAAAACACCCUCUUAAGCUGUGUAGCAACUACUUCCCGGCGACGGCUAAACUUGUAGUUCACUCCUGCGGCUCAGUAACAUUCCGGUGGUGGUGGCUGAACUUUUGGUUCACUCUGUCUGGCUGGAUCAACAAUUAAAAAUGUCGGUUCCAUCUUUAACAUCCAAACAAGCCCUAAACCAAAAAGUUCCCAAAAAACCCAUGAAUUACACUUAAGUCCUCCUCCUCUUCAAAAACCUUCAAUUGAUUCGAGGUUUAACAAAAUCUAGCCUCUUUCUUCGUCUUCUUCACAUCUAGGGUUCCUCCAAACAUGAAUCAUCUGUUAAGGAAAUCAUGUUCUUCUUCGAUUGCAUCAAAGCAAACACUCACUGCUUUGAUGACCUCAAUUGAAUCACUCCAUAUAUUCCCAUCUCCAUCAAAACCCAUUGUUAGUAACGAGAAAAUGAGAGAUUUUUCUAAGGUUUCUGAGAGAUAUGGAGGAAAUGGGUUUCUGGGGGUUCGACAAUUUCAUUUUUCAACUACCCCUUUAGAAAUUAGAGCAUCAUCUACUUGUUUAAAAUCAGCUCCGUAUGCUGCUGUUGCUGCUGAUUUCACUGAUCAAAGUGGUGUUGGAGUUGUUAGUGAUGAAGGUCUUGAAAUUUCUAAACUUGGGAUUCAUAAUGAGAUUGUUAUGGCUUUGGCUAACAAAGGAAUCACCAAACUUUUUCCUAUUCAGAGGGCUGUACUGGUGCCUGCGAUGACAGGGCGUGAUAUGAUAGGCAGAGCAAGAACUGGUACAGGGAAGACCCUUGCAUUUGGGAUUCCCAUCAUGGAUAAAAUCAUAAAAUUUAAUGAGGCACAUGGGUUAGGAAGAAAUCCUUUGGCUCUAGUUUUGGCUCCAACUAGAGAACUUGCUCGUCAAGUUGAGAAGGAAUUUCAUGAAUCGGCACCCAAGCUUCAGACAGUAUGUGUUUAUGGUGGUGUGCCCGUACAUCAGCAGACGCGUACGCUUGACUAUGGAGUUGAUGUCGUUGUUGGUACUCCUGGUCGUAUUAUUGAUCUAUGUAACAGAGGUGCCUUGAACUUGUCUGAAGUUCAGUUUAUUGUUCUUGAUGAGGCUGAUCAGAUGCUUGCUGUGGGUUUCGAUGAAGCUGUUGAAACGAUAUUGCAGAAGCUACCAACAAAGCGCCAGAGUAUGAUGUUCUCUGCCACAAUGCCCCCAUGGAUUAGGAAGCUUACCCAAAAGUACCUUCAAGAUCCUUUAACAGUUGAUCUGGUUGGAGAUUCAGAUCAAAAACUAGCUGAUGGUAUUACGUUGUACUCAAUUGAAGCAGAGAUGUAUGGAAAGGCAUCCGUCAUUGGUUCUUUAAUCACAGAACAUGCAAAAGGAGGAAAAACUAUUGUUUUCACACAAACAAAAAGAGAUGCUGACCGAUUAGCUUACUCAAUGGGUCAAAAGUUUAAGUGUGAGGCACUGCAUGGAGAUAUUGCACAAAAUCAAAGGGAGAGGACAUUAUCAGGCUUCCGAGAUGGGGCAUUCAGUGUGUUAGUUGCUACCGAUGUUGCUGCUCGUGGACUAGAUGUUCCUAAUGUUGAUCUCGUGAUACACUAUGAGCUACCAAUGACGUCAGAGAUCUUCGUUCAUAGAUCUGGUCGAACAGGACGCGCUGGAAAAAAAGGUACUGCGAUACUAGUCCAUUCAGGAGAACAAAUUAGACAAGUGCAAGGUAUUGCGAGAGAUGUGGGGUGCAAGUUCAUAGUGCUCCCUAAGAUUGCUGCUACGGGUGGAGGUGAGGACAUGUUUGGAGGCAUGGGUGGUGGUCGAUAUGGAUCAGGAGGUGGUUUUGGAUCAGGUAGUGGCGUUGGUGGCGGAUCACGAGGUGGGUAUGGUGGUGGAUCAUCUGGCGGGUUUGGCAGUGGUUCACGAGGUGGGUAUGGUGGUGUAUCAUCUAGUGGGUAUGGCGGUGGUUCACGAGGUGGGUAUGGCGGUGGAUCAUCUGGUGGUUAUGGGGGUGGAUCACAAGGUGGGUAUGGCGGUGGAUCGCAAGGUGGGUAUCGAGGUGGAUCACAAGGUGGGUUUGGCAGAUCGUCUGGUGGGUUUGGCAGUGGAUCAUAUGGUGGCUUCGGCAGUGGGUCAUCUGGCGGGUUUGGUGGAUCAGGUUCAGGCGGUAGUUCUGGAUUUGGUAACAGUAAUUCAGGUCCUUCAGGCGGAUAUGCUGGUCCUUCAUCGAGUGGAUUCGGUGGUCCUUCACCAGGUGGAUCAUCUGGUGGCUUUGGUGGACCAGGUGCAGGUGGUAAUAAUUCUGGCUCCGGUUUUGGCGGUAGUUCUGGAUUUGGCGGUUCUUCAUCAAGUGGAUUCGGCGGUCCUUCAUCAGGUGGAUCUGGUUCAACCCCUUCUCGCUUCAGCUUCGAAGAAUAAAUCCCCUCUUCAAAGGUGGGUGGGGCGAGGAGUUUCACGUUUGGGCCAUAAAGGAACUACAAAGUGUUAUGUAAAGAUUGGGAAGGAGGAGCUGAAGGUGGUGCCAGUGGCAGUGAAGUUAUGUGGAUGGAGAAAGACAGCACGAUGCUAGUAAUAAUUUGAUUGAUAUUCUUAUAUCUAGGUAUAGUGAGUUCGUAACGAAUGCCUCGGUAUUUUGUGGCGGAAAAAAUGGAGAAGAAAAAAAGCGAGCUCUUGUUCUAAUGAAAAGUUAUUCUCUAAUAUAUCUGUUUCUAAAGUAGUAGUAUCUUCUCAGAUCUUCGCCUGGUUAACCUGUAUUUAACUGGUUCUGUAUUGGAAAUUUGUCUAUAUUCUUUGCAAGUCUCUUCGGGGAGUUGUUAUAUUAGGAAGUCUUUUCUUCA
Molecule: messenger RNA, 2983 nt
Organism: Papaver somniferum (opium poppy)
Lineage: Eukaryota; Viridiplantae; Streptophyta; Magnoliopsida; Ranunculales; Papaveraceae
Product: DEAD-box ATP-dependent RNA helicase 9, mitochondrial-like
Exons: 8
Coding region: 477-2564 (695 amino acids)
Molecular function (GO): nucleic acid binding; ATP binding
Source: RefSeq, a predicted model, not a curated record